Molecule: messenger RNA, 3283 nt
Organism: Acipenser ruthenus (sterlet)
Lineage: Eukaryota; Metazoa; Chordata; Actinopteri; Acipenseriformes; Acipenseridae
Product: zinc finger protein OZF-like
Exons: 2
Coding region: 1124-2338 (404 amino acids)
Biological process (GO): regulation of transcription by RNA polymerase II
Cellular component (GO): nucleus
Molecular function (GO): DNA-binding transcription factor activity; RNA polymerase II cis-regulatory region sequence-specific DNA binding
Source: RefSeq, a predicted model, not a curated record
AAAACGUACACCUUUUGACCUCUAAUAUUAUUCAGGUAUGGAAAUAAAGACUCCUAUUCCACAGCAGUGUGAUCCAGUCCUGGUUUCACUGGGAGUUUAAUAAUCAGACACACCCUGAGCUUGUUAGCUAGACACACUGGGGGCUGAUCAAGCUGGGAGCAGUAAAACCUGGACUGGAUCACACUGCUGUGCGAUAGGAGUACGUGCAGAAUCAGUCCCCUCGAAUUGUUUUUAUAGUGCCCGUUUAGACUCCCACGCCACAGCAAUAUCUUCCAACAGCUCGGGAGGACUGAAGGUUCAGUGGGCGUCCUCCGAUCCCCGUGCCAGUCGCUUCUCUUUACACCCAGGGGCUUGAGAGCAGGUCAGCGCGCUACUGACCCCUAGAGGUCAAAGGCCAGUCCCGCAGGUGUCCGAUCUGAGCUCACCGGGGCGCCUGGCCAGCAGGGUGCGCUGUAGCUGCCUUGCGCUCCCCUCAGAAAGCAGUGAAAGGGCUGGAGCAGCAGUGUGGAGUAGUGGUUAGGGCUGUGGACUCUUGACCGGAGGGUCGUGGGUUCAAUCCCAGGUGGGGGGACACUGCUGCUGUACCCUUGAGCAAGGUACUUUACCUAGAUUGCUCCAGUAAAAAACCCAACUGUAUAAAUGGGUAAUUGUAUGUAAAAAUAAUGUGAUAUCUUGUAACAAUUGUAAGUCGGCCUGGAUAAGGGUGUCUGCUAAGAAAUAAAUAAUAAUAUUUGUUUAUUUAGCAGACGCCUUUAUCCAAGGCGACUUACAGAGACUAUGGUGUGUGAACUAUGCAUCAGCUGCAGAGUCACUUACAACUACAUCUCACCCGAAAGACGGAGCACAAGGAGGUUAAGUGACUUGUUCAGGGUCACACAGUGAGUCAGUGGCUGAGGUGGGAUUUGAACCGGGGACCUCCUGGUUACAAGCCCUUUUCUUUAACCACUGGACCGCACAGCCUCCUAUGUCAGAAAUAAUCAUUUACAAAAUCAACGGCAUAAAAUAAUUCAAGCAGAACAAACAUUUCAAACAAUUGUAAUAGAAAAUAAAACCACUUCUCACCAGCUGAGCUGCUCAAGGUGGGGGGGGGGGCCAUGUUAAACACGUUUUCAGUUCAGUCGCUAUGGAAACGCGUGUCGUGGUUGUGUUCCCUGCACAGGUGCUGGCGAUGAGAAGGGUCCGGUCUGGCAGGACUGAGGGCAGCAAGGCUCCAAUCAGGUGGGUUGUGCGUGAGGACAUGACCAUUCAGAUCAAAGAGGAGGAGACUGAGCUGCAGUGUGACCAAGAGAGUCCCCAGGGCUCACAGCCGCCCCAGUUCCACACCCAAGAUGGCGACUCACAGCCGCUCCAGCUCCACACCCAAGAUGGCCGCUCACAGCCGCCCCAGCUCCACACCCAAGAUGGCCGCUCACAGCCGCCUCAGCUCCACACCCAAGAUGGUCACCCACAGCCAGCACCAUUCCACACCCAAGAUGGCCGUCCGCAGCCGGCACCAUUCCACACCCAAGAUGGCCGCUCACACCCAAGAGCAUUCCACACCCAAGAUGGCAGGCUUGACACGGCAGCCGGUCUCAAAGUAAAUGAGAUCACUGCAGGAGAAUCCACUGACGAGGAAGAAAGAACACCAUCCAGUAUCACUGUGACCUUGGAUGAAUCGGAGGCAGAGGAGCUGUGUUUCCCCUGCCCUCACUGCAAGAUCUCCUUCACUGGGGCUCAGUACCUGAACAAGCACAUCAAGAACAGCCACCGAGAGCACUUCACCCUGAUCCUGCGCGCGCGCUCCCACAACGUGGAGACACGCCCCUCCUGCUCCAGCCCCGCCCCCUCCUCCUCCUCCCCUCCCCUCCACCGCUGCGGGGAGUGUGGCAAAACCUUCCACCACUCGGGGGAUUUCAAACGCCACGUCCGGAGCCACACAGGAGAGGCUCCUUACCCCUGCCCCGACUGCGGCAAACGCUUCACCAACUCCGGCAACCUCAAGACCCACCGGCUGGUCCACACGGGAGAGACGCCCUUUCAGUGCCCGCAGUGCGGGAGGAGCUUUGGCCUCCUGGGGAACCUGAAGAUCCACCAGCGCAUCCACACGGGAGAGACGCCCUUCCAGUGCCCCCAGUGCGGGAGGAGCUUCAGGGAGUCCGGGAAGCUGGGCAUCCACCUCCGGAGCCACUCCGGAGAGGCCCCCUACCGCUGCUCGGACUGCGGGAAGACCUUCUCUCUCCUGGGGAACCUGAAGAUCCACCAGCGGCUCCACACCGGAGAGAUGCCUUACCUGUGCGCAGCCUGUGGGAAGAGAUUCACCUACUCCUACCAGCUGAGAACACACGCCUGCACGCUGUGAGAUUCACUUCCUUACCAGCUUUCAUUGGACUCUAUGAAGCUGAGUGAGUUCAUUCUAUAUAGAGGGGGUGGAAUUCAAUAUGUUAACAAGGGAACAUUAUUCAGCAGCUUUCACUGGACUCUAUGAAGCUGAUGGAGUUCAUUCUAUAUAGAGGGGGUGGAAUUCAAUAUGUUAACAAGGGAACAUUAUUCAGCAGCUUUCAUUGGACUCAAUCAACCCCCUUAUAAAAGUCCACCAUGGUAUUUCUGCAGUUUUCUCAUUCUUUUUCCCAUGGGUUUACUAUACAUUUACCACAGUCAACCUGGUUUAUUAAUAGUCUUCACCAUACCUCUCUGUGCUUCACAACGCCUGUGCUUUAUGAUGCUUUAUCGUGUUUAAGCUUUAUUACACUGUGCUGUGCUUUUACUGUGGGACACGUUUAUAAGGGACUCUGCACAAGAGUUGAAUUCCAUACAUCUGGACCCUCGAAAUUAAAACAGGGCCUCUCUCAACACAAGUGAAAAAAAAACUUCUAAAAUAAUUGAAUCUGUUCAGUCUUGAACAAAGAAGACUACGCGGCGAUCUGAGUCAAACAUUCAAAAUCCUAAAAGGUAUUGACAAUGUCAACCCAGGGGACUUUUUUGACCUGAAAAACAAGGACUAGGGGUCACAAAUGGAGAUUAGAUAAAGGGGCAUUCAGAACAGAAAAUAGGAGGCACCUUUUUUACACAGAGAAUUGUGAGGGUCUGAAACCAACUCCCCAGUAAUGUUGUUGAAGCCGACACCCUGGGAUCCUUCAAGAAGCUACUUGAUGAGAUUCUGGGAUCAAUAAGCUACUAACAACCAAACGAGCAAGAUGGGCUGAAGAUGUGGUCUGUAGAGAAAUUCAGUAGCUGUUGAAAUUUACAGCGAGGAGUUGAAGAUGUUUUUAUUUGUUAAUCUCUUAAUAAAAUGAUACACGCGUUG